AUGUCCUCACUCCUCAGAUCCGUCACAAGACUUUCAUCCCGCGCCGCCGUCCGCUCAACACCACGCAUCAUCACAAGAUUCCAUAUUCAGCCCUUUAGCGUCAACACAGCAAAGAUGUCUGAGCAAUCCAUCGUCUUCACUAAGAACGCCCCGGCCGCUCUUGGCCCCUACAAAAAGUCUAAUCUAACCAUCAUCAACCCCCAACAGUCCCAGGCCAUCAAGACCCCCACCGCCAUCUACUGCUCCGGCCAGAUCCCCCUCACCCCCGAGGGCACCUUCGUCGAGGGCUCCAUCGCCGACAAGACCAAGCAGUGCAUCUCCAACCUCAAGGCCGUCCUCGUUGAGGCCGGCUCCUCCAUUGAGAAGGUCGUCAAGGUCAACAUCUUCCUCGCUGACAUGGGCGACUUUGCCGAGAUGAACGGCGAGUACGAGAAGUGGUUCACCCACAAGCCCGCCCGCAGCUGCGUCGCCGUCAAGACUCUGCCCAAGAACGUUGACGUUGAGAUUGAGUGCAUUGCCCUUCCUUGA
Molecule: messenger RNA, 528 nt
Organism: Colletotrichum tamarilloi
Lineage: Eukaryota; Fungi; Ascomycota; Sordariomycetes; Glomerellales; Glomerellaceae
Product: endoribonuclease L-PSP
Exons: 4
Coding region: 1-528 (175 amino acids)
Cellular component (GO): cytosol; mitochondrion
Molecular function (GO): deaminase activity
Source: RefSeq, a predicted model, not a curated record